AAGAGCGGUAUAAGCAAAAAUAUAAACAUGGAUUCCUAACCAAAAAUAAAACAUCGGAAGCAAAACCUAAUUUUUUUGAAAAAAAGGAGGGUAAAGUCUAGAAUGAAAAUAAAAAUAUAAUUUUUAAGUACUUUGUAUAUAUUAACAAUGAACGGGAAUCGUGCUUUACUACUUGUACAUCUUAAAUGGUCACAUGUAUCUCGUCGCAUGUUAUCAGAAAGUCGAUUAACUGAUUUCCCAGUCUCUUACAAACCGAAAGAAAUUGAAGAAAAAUGGUACGGACUGUGGGAAGAGAAAGGAUAUUUUAACGUAAAAAAUGAUAAAAAUUGUCAUUACACAAUGAUUCUACCACCACCUAAUGUAACUGGUAACUUACAUUUAGGACAUGCUUUAACAACAACUGUACAGGACAUUCUUGCCAGAUGGCUCCGAAUGAAAGGCGAUUCUGUGCUGUGGAUUCCAGGCUUGGAUCAUGCUGGGAUAGCCACUCAAGCCGUUGUUGAAAAAUAUUUAUAUAAAACUAAAGGUAUUAAACGACAUGAUAUGACAGAGGAAGAAUUUUUGUCAUUUAUUUGGAAAUGGAAUGAAGAUAAAGGGUCUGCAAUAUAUCGUCAACUAAGAAAAUUAGGUGCCAGUUUGGAUUGGUCAAAACAUUAUUUUACAAUGAGUAAGUCUCACCAGGAGUCAGUUACAGAAGCAUUUAUUACUUUAUAUGAACGAAAUUUAUUAUAUCGAGAUAAAGCUAUGAUAAACUGGUCUCCUUCAUUAUGUAGUGGAAUUUCUGAUAUCGAAGUUGAUCAUUUACGAGUUAUGAAAAGAACAGAUAUAGAAGUUCCUGGGUAUAAGAAAAAAGUUACAUUUGGUCAAAUAGUAGAUAUAGCUUAUAAAUUAAAAGACUCAGAUGAAACAAUUAUUGUGUCCACUACCAGGCCAGAAACAAUAUGCGGUGAUGUAGCUAUUGCUAUUAAUCCAAAUCAUACAUUAUAUAGUCGAUACAUUGGACGUUUUGUAAGUCAUCCUUUUAAAAAUUCAUCUAUACCUGUAAUAGCGGAUGAUUCCGUUUCAUUGGAAUUUGGUACUGGUGCUAUGAAAGUCACACCUGCUCAUGAUGUAGAAGAUUAUCGUAUUGCCAAAAGACAUAAUUUAGAAAUUAUAAAUGUAAUUGGUGAGGAUGGAAAAAUGACAGAACACGCUGGACAGUUUCAGAAUCUUCCACGGUACAUUGCUCGAAACGAAAUAAUUUCGGAAUUAUCUCAAAAGGGACUUUUAAAAAGUACACGCGAUCAUGAAAUGAUAGUUCCUGUAUGCUCACGAACUGGUGAUAUUGUUGAAUAUAUGUUAAAAGAACAAUGGUUUUUAAAUUGCAAAUCAAUGGCACAACUUGCAAUAAGUGCAGUUCGUGAUAAAUCUUUAAAGAUGGAUCCACCUUUAUACGAGGAAGCUUGGUUUAGUUGGCUGAACGAUAUAAAAGAUUGGUGUCUGUCUCGUCAGUUAAUAUGGGGUCAUCGAAUUCCUGCCUAUCGAUGUGAUUAUGAAAAUCAGAGUAAGUGGCUAAUUGCCCGAUCUGAAGAAGAGGCAUUAAAAUUAGCUAGAGAAAAAUACGGCAAUGAAGUUGAAGUUAAACAAGACAAUGAUGUAUUAGAUACAUGGUUUUCUUCUGCUUUAUUACCCAGUUCUGUGUGGGGGUGGCCUAAUCAAACUGAAAAUUUCAAGAAAUUUUAUCCUCUAUCGCUUUUAGUAACAGGACAAGAUAUUUUAUUCUUCUGGGCAGCCAGGAUGACUAUGAUAGGACUUGUAUUAACUAACAAAUUACCGUUUAAGGAAUUAUUAUUACAUGGAAUUUUAUGUGAUGCUCAAGGAAAAAAAAUGUCAAAAAGUGCUGGAAAUGUAAUUUCCCCAGAAAAUGUUAUAAAUGGCAUAAGUUUAAAGGAUCUUAAUAAACAAUCUCAGGAAAGUCAUGAUUCGGGAAUACUCAGUUUCAAUGAGCUGAAACGAACUUUUUCUAUAAAUACUAAAACAUAUCCCAAUGGUAUUCCAGAAUGUGGUGCUGAUGCUUUACGGUUUACUCUCUCUUCUCUCAACAUAAAAAAUUUGACUAACAGUUUUAAUGUAGAGCAGUGUUUGUCAAAUAAAUUUUUUUGUAACAAAAUUUUACAAGCAUGUAAAUAUACUUUGCGCAUGACCAAUGAUGAUUACAUACCAAUUCCAACUGAAUUAAGUACUUUGGAUUGUUGGAUUUUAAGUAGACUGGCACAUAUGGUGAAAAUUGUUAACGACUCUCUAAGUGAAAAAUCACUGCAUAAAGCAUCAUCAGCAAUCAAACAAUUUUUAUAUUACGAAUUUUGUGAUUACUAUAUUGAAGGAACUAAAUUAGGAUUCCAAAGUGGAAAAAGUAGCCUUAUAUUAGCUCAUCAAUUUGCUCUUAUUACGUGCUUAGAGAUAUCACUCAGAAUUAUGGCACCUUUUACUCCUUUUCUGACCGAUGAAUUGUAUAUCAAAAUGUCUCAAAAGUGUCCAAAUUUUUCAUCUUUUCAGUCAUUGAUGGAAGCAUCGUAUCCUACAUUUAAAGAGCUACAGGAAUAUGAAAAUUUAGAUUUAGAAGAACAGAUGAAUACUGUCAUUAAUUCAAUUAAUAGAAUCAGGGGAUUGCUUACUAAUGUUAGCAAAAAAUUAAAUUUUGAAGUGCAUAUUGUCUCAGAAGAAUAUGAAAUGCAUUCUAAAAAUAUAAAUGUUAUAAAAGCAGUAAGCAAAAUUGAUAAUAUAAAAUUAUUAUCCUCAAAUAAUUACGUUGAAAGGAAGAAUAAUUUGUGCGACAAUACGAUGCCUAAUUGUUUGAUUUAUCUUAUUGUGGAGGAUGAUGCAGUGUUUGAAGAAUUAACAUGUAAAUUAGAAAAAAGAAAACAGAACGUAGAAAAAAAACUAUUAAAACGUUAUUCCAAAUCUACGCAUGUAGAAUAAUAAUUAAUUAAAUAAAAUUGCUAUCAAGUUGUAA
Leptopilina boulardi is the source of this 2992-nucleotide messenger RNA. RefSeq names its product valine--tRNA ligase-like (gene ValRS-m). Gene Ontology annotation, biological process: valyl-tRNA aminoacylation. Gene Ontology annotation, molecular function: ATP binding; aminoacyl-tRNA deacylase activity; valine-tRNA ligase activity. Gene Ontology annotation, cellular component: cytosol. The transcript is spliced from 16 exons. The record is from RefSeq and is a predicted model, not a curated record. Bases 148 to 2958 code for a protein of 936 amino acids. NCBI's taxonomy places the organism in Eukaryota, Metazoa, Arthropoda, Insecta, Hymenoptera, Figitidae.